GGUAAUUGUCCAUAUUUAUCUUCACUCUAUCAAUCCACAAUACUACACACAGAGACAAAUCACAUCGUCAUCAUGCUUCCACCAGCACUGAACAUCCCCAAAUGGCUCGAAACCAACUCCCACCUCCUCCAACCCCCCGUAAACAACUACUGCGUCUACCACCCCUCCUCACCCGCCACACAAGGCUACACAGUAAUGAUAGUCGGCGGUCCCAACGCCCGAACAGACUACCACAUCAACACGACGCCCGAAUUCUUCUACCAAUAUAAAGGCUCCAUGCUCCUCCGCACCGUCGACGAAUCCGCCACCCCGCCCACCUUCCAAGACAUCCCGAUCCACGAGGGAUCGCUGUUCCUGCUGCCGGCGAAUACGCCUCACUGUCCCGUACGGUUCAAGGAUACGGUGGGCGUGGUGAUGGAGCAGCCGCGGAAGGAAGGGGCGGUGGAUGCCAUGAGGUGGUAUUGUCGUAAUAAGGAUUGCGGGGAGGUGGUGUGGGAGAAGAAGUUUGUUUGUACGGAUUUGGGGACGCAGGUUAAGCAGGUUGUGGAGGAGUUUGCGGGCGAUGAGGAGAAGAGGACGUGUAAGGCUUGUGGGGUUGUCGCGAGGUCGAAGUAUGAGGAGGGGGAGGUGGUGCAGCCUUAGUUGUAGGACUUCUUAGGAGGGGUUGUUUGUUGGGUAGUGUUUAGUUAAGAGUUGACUGGGUGGUGUUGUGGUGAAGAG
Aspergillus costaricaensis CBS 115574 is the source of this 720-nucleotide messenger RNA. RefSeq names its product 3-hydroxyanthranilate 3,4-dioxygenase. Bases 73 to 642 code for a protein of 189 amino acids. Gene Ontology annotation, molecular function: iron ion binding; 3-hydroxyanthranilate 3,4-dioxygenase activity. Lineage: Eukaryota; Fungi; Ascomycota; Eurotiomycetes; Eurotiales; Aspergillaceae. The record is from RefSeq and is a predicted model, not a curated record. Gene Ontology annotation, biological process: quinolinate metabolic process; 'de novo' NAD+ biosynthetic process from L-tryptophan. The transcript is spliced from 2 exons. Gene Ontology annotation, cellular component: cytoplasm.